Candidozyma duobushaemuli is the source of this 1638-nucleotide messenger RNA. It is a transcript of the gene PHR1, whose product is annotated as Phr1p. The coding region runs from base 1 to 1638 and encodes 545 amino acids. Gene Ontology annotation, molecular function: 1,3-beta-glucanosyltransferase activity. Gene Ontology annotation, biological process: fungal-type cell wall (1->3)-beta-D-glucan biosynthetic process. The record is from RefSeq and is a predicted model, not a curated record. NCBI's taxonomy places the organism in Eukaryota, Fungi, Ascomycota, Pichiomycetes, Serinales, Metschnikowiaceae. Gene Ontology annotation, cellular component: cytoplasm; fungal-type cell wall. The transcript has a single exon.
AUGUGGUUUCUUCCCCUUUUGGCCUUGUGGGCCUUGUCCCUCGUUGCAGCUGAAGACUUGCCCGAGAUCGAGAUCGUCGGCAACAAGUUCUUCUAUUCGAACAAUGGUUCCCAGUUUUUGAUCCGUGGUGUUGCUUACCAGCAGAACCCAAUGAACACCACCGGUGAGUCCCAAGAUAAAUACGUUGACCCCCUUGCUGACGGUGACGCCUGUAAGCGUGACGUCAAGUACCUCCGUGACGCCAAUACCAACGUUUUGAGAGUUUACGCCGUGGACCCUACCAAGGACCACGACGAGUGUAUGAAGACUUUUGCCGACGCUGGCAUCUACAUCAUUGCUGAUCUUUCUUCCCCUGCCGAGUCCGUCAACAGAAACAGCCCUGCCUGGAACGUCGACUUGUACAAGAGAUACACGUCUGUCGUGGACAUGUUUGCCAACUACACCAACGUUUUGGGUUUCUUUGCCGGUAACGAGGUGACCAACAACAGAUCUAACACUGACGCCUCUCCUUUCGUCAAGGCCGCCGUCAGAGACAUGAAGGCCUACAUUAAGGACCAGGGCUGGAAGUUCCCUGUCGGUUACUCCUCCAACGAUGACUCUGAGAUCCGUGUCGCCAUUGGUGACUACUUUGCCUGUGGUGACAUUGACGCCAGAGCUGACUUUUUCGGUGUUAACAUGUACGAAUGGUGUGGUGACUCUUCUUUCCUGGACUCCGGUUACAAGACCCAGACUGAGCAGUACAAGAACAUGACCAUUCCUGUUUUCAUGUCUGAGUACGGUUGUAACGAGGUUCGUCCUAGAAAGUUUACCGAGAUUGGCACGAUCUUCGGCGACAAGAUGACCGACGUCUGGUCCGGUGGUAUCGUCUACAUGUACUUCGAGGAGGCCAACAAGUACGGUCUUGUCUCUACUGACGGUUCCUCCGUGUCCACCAUGACUGACUACUCUUACUACUCCGCCGAGAUGAACAGCAUCUCUCCUUCUUUGGCCAAGUCUUCUGAAGAGAGCAGCGAUGCUUCUUCCACCCUCAAAUGUCCUCCUAACGAUGCUAAGACGUGGAAGGCUUCCCCAUCUUUGCCUCCAACCCCAGACCAGGACAUCUGUGACUGUAUCCAGGACUCUUUGGAGUGUGUUGUUGCUGACGACGUGAAGGAGAAGAACUACGGUGACUUGUUCGGCGAGGUUUGCGGUAACGGUAUCGACUGUUCUGCCAUCAACGUCAACGGUACUAACGGUACCUACGGUGCUGUCUCCUUCUGUUCCAACAAGGAGAAGUUGUCCUACGUUCUCAACAAGUACUACAAGGAGAACAAGGACAGCAAGUCUGCUUGUGACUUCGAUGGCUCCGCCUCUCUUGCCAGCACCAAGGACUCCGCCUCUUCUUGUAAGGCUCUCAUUUCCUCCGUGUCUGCCCAUGCCCAGGUGACUGGUUCUACUUCUGGUGCUAGUGGUGCUGCCCACGUUUCCGGCUCUAGCAGCUCUGGCUCCGGUAGCUCGUCUUCUUCCUCGGGCUCGUCUUCCUCCUCCAGCAAGGGCUCGGGUAGCAUUUCCGCUCGCUUCAUUUCGAAGGGCGAGCUUCUCGCUGUUGGCGCCUUGGUGAUGUGCUUCGUGGGCGGUUUCGGCACUUUCUUUAUGUAA